AUGAAGAUCGCCCUGUCUCGUUUGUUCCCGCUGCUGUGGCUUGGUGCCUGUGCUCUCUCAACCGCCACAGCUGCUGAAACAGUGGUGGUAACUUGUGAUCUGACUUUCCAGUUUGAGCCUACCAUGUUUUGGCAAGAUCCCAACCAAGAAGAACUGGAUCUCUUGAUGGCAGAAACCAAGGCAUUCAUGGAAUCUGUCUUCCGUGAAGAUUAUCCUGGAACUUUUGUGAGCCUCUCAGGUGUAAUUCUGUUGUCUUGGACUGCGAAUGAUCCAAUCGAGACUCUUAUUGUGAACUUUGAAGCCCCAACCAUGUUCACAGUGGCUCCUUCAGAUGCUGAUGUAUAUGAAUCUAUGGCAAAUGCUGAGUGGCACUACGACUAUCUUGAGAACUAUGUCAAUAACAUGGAGGGACAGACAUGCUGGUAUGCCAUUUAUGGCUUGGUUGUGUCUUGUUCCGUGGUGGGUAAUGAUGACAGUGCGGAUGAAGGUGAUCAAAGGAAUCCAGACAUCAACAUCCCUUGCUUCUCCAGUGUUGCCACAGUUCAAGUGCUUGGAAAAGGAACAAUACCAAUGGCUGAUCUUCAAGUCGGAGACCAUGUUUGGAGCAGCAAGCACAAGUAUGAGGAGGUCUAUGCAUUCGGCCACUACAGCCGGGAAGAGUCAGGCAGCUUUCUGCAGAUUCAAACUAAGGAUCCAAAGGGCAGCUCGAGCCAUUUUGCCCCACUAGAAGUCACAGGGGAGCAUUUAGUCUAUGUCCUGGAUCAUAAGAACCCUAUACGCGCUGAUUCUCUUAGCCCAGGGGAUGCCUUGGGUCAAACAGAAGAGACAGCUCGAGUCGUUUCCAAAAUCAGCCAGGUCAAGAGGCGUGGUCUGUUCAAUCCUUUGACUCCAUCCGGCACACUUGUUGUGGAUGGAAUAGAUGCAUCAAGCUACAUUUCAUUCCAAGAAUCAAAGGAGUAUGUUGAGUUGCAGGGUGGGCUACCAACAAUGCUCUCUCAUCACGACUUUGUGCAUGUAGCCCUGUCUCCAUUCCGUCUGCUCUGCACAUCAUCAUUAGUCGCAGCCCACCUUAUUUGCAACUCCUACAAUGAUCAUGGGCUCCCAUUCUAUGUUUCAUUUGGGAUUACUCUGAUCAGGUGGGCAAAUGAACAAUGCCUUCUACUUCAGGUGCUUGUCUUGUCAUUGGUUUUCGUGCUUUGUGGAGCCUUUGCCUUGGUGGAGCAGAUAUUUCAAGGACGAGCCAUUGUGGCUAGUGCUGCCUUGGCCUGCUCCUUGCUUUUCUCCGGGUGGAAGGCUUUCGCCAAGACAAAGGUUGUUUAG
Seminavis robusta is the source of this 1320-nucleotide messenger RNA. The record is from the annotation of a GenBank genome assembly. Lineage: Eukaryota; Bacillariophyta; Bacillariophyceae; Naviculales; Naviculaceae.